UUCAUUAUACCUAAUUUAUGGCGUCAAAGUUAUGCCGGACAAAACUCCUCCUCCGCCGCCGCCGUUCAUUUCCCGGCGACAAAGCUUACUAUUGUUCAAUCUCAACGGAAUCGUCAAUCUCCGAUGAAUCCUUCAUUGCACAUCCAUCCCAUUAUCAUCUCUCCUCCAUCAAAUCCAAGGAACAACUACUCAAAUCAUAUACAGUCACUCCCCCAAUCAAACCUUGGCCUCAAAAACUUCAUCCUAAACGUCUAAUCUACAUGAUCACCCAGCAACAAAACCUCGACCUUUCUCUCCAAAUCUUCGAUUACGCAGGUAAUUACCAUCCAAAUUAUCACCACACUUACGAUACCUACCAUUCCAUCAUCCACAAGUUAGGUCGGGCUCGUGCUUUUGAACCAGUUGAAGUCCUUUUGAAAAAACUGCAUCAAUCCGAUAUCGUUUGUGGUGAAGAUCUAUUUAUUACUGUGAUCAGAUGCUAUGGAUUUGCAGGUCGUCCGAAAGAUUCGUUUCGUACAUUUCUACGUAUAAAAGAUUUUGGUGUUCAACAUUCGGUUAGGUCAUUCAAUACGUUGAUGAAUAUUCUAGUUCAAAAUAAACAGUUGGAGCUUGUCCAUUCUGUGUUCAAGAACUGUCAUAAGAAAUUCGGUAUCAUACCCAAUAUCUUUACUUGUAACAUUCUGUUGAAAGCAUUAUGUAAAAUGGAUGAUAUUCAAAGAGCGAUUCAAGUCUUGGAUGAAAUGCCUGGGAUGGGUUUGAUACCUAAUGUUGCUAGCUAUACAACUAUACUAGGUGGGUUUGUUUUCAGGAAGGAUAUGGUUAAUGCACAGAAGGUGUUUGAUGAAAUUCUUGACCGAGGAUGGGUUCCUGAUACCAUUACAUACACUGUAUUAAUGGAUGGAUAUUGCAGACAGGGGAAACUUCUUGAAGCUGUUAAAUUGAUGGAUGAAAUGGAUGUGAACCAAGUUCAGAUUACCGAUGUGACAUACGGAGUAAUAAUCGAAGCGUAUUGUAAAGAGAAGAAACCAGUUGAAGCACUUAAACUUCUUGGCGAUAUGCUUGAGAAGAAAUAUAUACCAAGUUCUACACUUUGCUGUAAGGUUAUUGAUGUUUUGUGUAAAGAAGGGAGGGUUGAAGAAGCUUGUGAUCUAUGGAAGAAGCUGUUGAGGAAGAAUUGCACUCCUGAUAAUGCAAUAUCGGCCACACUCAUUCAUUGGCUUUGUAAGAAUGGGAAGAUUUGGGAAGCGAGGAAGAUAUUCGACGAAUUCGAUAAAAGUUCAAUUCCCUCGGUUUUAACUUAUAAUUCUCUUAUAUUUGGAUUGUGUGAAGCAGGUGAGCUUUGUGAAGCUGGGAGAUUAUGGGAUAAUAUGGUGGAGAAAGGAUGUUUGCCUAAUUCAUUUACUUUUAAUGUUUUGAUUAAUGGUUUUUGUAAAGUUGGAAGUCCAAAGGAAGGUGUUAGAGUUUUCGAAGAGAUGUUGGAGAAAGGUUGCUUGCCGGAUAAGUCGACUUAUACUAUUUUGAUCGAUGGAUUUUUCAAAUCGGGGUUGGAUCUAGAGGCUGUUGAUUUGCUUUCGAGAGCGGCUUAUUCGAGUGUUGGAGUUGAUAUAGAUUCUUGGACCCUAUUUGUGAAUUUGUUUGUCAAAAAUUUUGAUGCUACCAACAACAUUUUAGAUACAAUUUUGACAUGAUGUAUUGAACAUUGUUUGUACCAUUAGAAGUAUUUGUGAUAACUCUAUCUAAUCAUUUCGAUAAUAUUUGCAAAGAUUCAAUGUGA
Impatiens glandulifera is the source of this 1774-nucleotide messenger RNA. RefSeq names its product pentatricopeptide repeat-containing protein At5g16420, mitochondrial. The record is from RefSeq and is a predicted model, not a curated record. NCBI's taxonomy places the organism in Eukaryota, Viridiplantae, Streptophyta, Magnoliopsida, Ericales, Balsaminaceae. The transcript has a single exon. Gene Ontology annotation, molecular function: protein binding. Bases 18 to 1688 code for a protein of 556 amino acids.